Biomphalaria glabrata is the source of this 1187-nucleotide messenger RNA. RefSeq lists its product as uncharacterized. The record is from RefSeq and is a predicted model, not a curated record. Gene Ontology annotation, molecular function: metallopeptidase activity. NCBI's taxonomy places the organism in Eukaryota, Metazoa, Mollusca, Gastropoda, Planorbidae. The coding region runs from base 116 to 1045 and encodes 309 amino acids. The transcript has 3 exons.
UAUUUGGACUUUGACCUAUAUCUGACUAAAAAAAAAUUCGGUUUAAAGCUCUGAAAUCUUAAAGCCUGGUCUGGUCAGCGGACACUUUUGACAGUGCUAAAAGUCAAGGCAAAAAAUGUUGUUAUUUUUAAGCCUUCUUGUCACAGCUGCAUUGGCUGCUAACAACCCAUUCGUCCAAGACUACCACUUGUCGAGUGAGGACAUCAGGUUUCUGCAGAGUUUACCAAAAGUUAAGGCAGGAACUCGCCUCCCUGGCUUCAAAUAUGUCUACCUCGAGGCCGGAAGUCAUCUUACCACCGUUCUAAACCCCGCCCACAGCCAGCUGGAGAUUGCCGGGUCACCCCACACUUCCCAGCAUGCUGUGGAUAUCGCAGCAGACGUGAUCCUCAAGAUGACAAAGUACAUGCCGGCCAGUAUGUUUCACGAUUUGACCAGAGGAACUGUGGGCAUUUUCACUGCUGCUGAAAAAUUGACCAUUUUCCCAGAAAUGGCUUCCUUGGCUAACGGUAACUGUGGAACUUCCUGUGCAGGCUCCUGUUCCCAUACGUGUACGUUUGAUGGACGUAAAUAUGAAGACAUCGGCGGCCUGACCAAUUCCAGAGCCGUGGUCCUUGACGACAUUGUCCUCUGUUCAGCCCGUGACCCAUACCAUCAUAUCACCAACAUUCUGGUCCACGAGUUCGGACACUUGGUCCACUUCUACGCCACCACCCCUGCCAUCAAGACCCAGAUCCUGAACGCCUACCACGCGGCCAAGCAGCACCAAACCUGGCAGCUCAACACUUACGCCAUGGCCAACGAGCACGAAUACUGGGCCAUGGCCACCGCCACCUUCUUCGGGGUGACCCACGAGGGUGACAGCAACACAGGAGGCAUGAACCACUGCGGAGCCGGCAUCUGCGCGGGUGUCCAGCAAGCCAGGGAACACCUGAGACAAAAAGACCCAGCCCUGUUCAAUGCCCUCUCCCUUGUUUACACAAAUAACCAGCCAAAUAUAAACCCAGGAAUCCCCAUUUGUCCAAGUGGUUCCGUAGUUGUCGGGUGAGCUUGCUGCGACAAAUUAAAGUACAUUCAAGGUGUGUCUUCCUUCGUGAUAUGACGUCUUAUUUGAAGGCAUGUCGCAAUGCAGAUUUAGCCGUUUUGGGAUUUUAAAACGUGUUUACAUAAUAAUAAAUCAUCAACAAGUA